Arabis nemorensis is the source of this 4797-nucleotide messenger RNA. The record is from the annotation of a GenBank genome assembly. Lineage: Eukaryota; Viridiplantae; Streptophyta; Magnoliopsida; Brassicales; Brassicaceae.
AUGCCUAAAGUUAGGAAUUUGAAGAAUUCAGCGUCGCGUAAGCGUACAAGUAUUCGUUACCGGGAUGCGGUUCUUGGCGUUAUAUCUCAGCUAGAUGUUAAUGAACUUGCUCUGUUCUUCGCAUUGUUGAUGAAGCCUUUGAACAUCAUAACAGAGGAAACAACGGACUUGUUUUGGAGCUCAGGCAAAAGCUCUCUGGAUUAUUUCCAAAAGUCGAAUUUACUCAAAUCAAUCAAGGCCGAUACUAUUUCGACCUUAUCCUGGAAGAAGAAAUCUGGUUUUCUUCAUGUCAUACAACAUAUACUUGAAGUCUUUGAUGUAUUCCAUGUCCGACCAUUUCUAGACUUUCUGAUGGGAUGUGUUGUCCGGCUAUUGAUAACCUAUGAUCCAAAUAUCGAUGAAGAGAAGAGCAUUGAUAAAGAGAUUGUUGCAACAAAUCAAGAACAGGCUGGCACUUCUUUAAAGCAGUUUAAAGAGUUGAGAUCCUUAUGUCUGAAGGUUAUUGCUCGUGUUCUUGAAAAGUACGAGGAUUGUGAUCUUGGCUGUGAGUUCUGGGAACUCUUCUUUUCAGCAGUGAAUUCGUUAAUCAAGAGUUUUAAGCAGGAGGGUUCUAGCAGUGAGAAACCCAGCUCAUUGUUCGCAUGCUUCUUGUCAAUGAGUAAAAGCCGCAGUCUCGUCACUUUCUUAUGUCGGGAAGAGUCUCUUGUUCCAGACAUUUUUUCAAUUCUAACAGUGACCACAGCUUCAGAAGCUAUAAAGUCCUCUGCCUUGAGUUUCAUAGAGAAUCUGCUCAGUCUUGAGAGUGACUUGGAUGAUGAUGACCAUAUGAUCAAAGGAUUCUUAGAUCCAUAUAUAGAGGCACUGAUUAACAGCUUGCAUUCUCUCUUCCUUGUGGAUAUUUUGAAAAGGAAAUCAGUCAAGUAUCAUGGAGCAAGAGAGAUUAAGAUUCUUAAACUAUUGUCGAAGCACAUGCGAGAUGGGUCUCAUGUUAUUAAGUAUUUGGAUAUCUUGCUGUCUUUCUUGGAUCAAAGUGUGAAAGAUUCUGAUAUUCAUCGUGAGGCUUUGCUAGCCAUUCAGGACAUCACAUUGUUGCUUAGGGCUGAGAAUACCACCAAAAUUAUUAAUAUUGUGUCUCCUCUGCUUGUUGACGCUGAAAUUAAUGUUAGAUUAUGCAUUUGUUAUCUUCUUGAAUCUCUUGCAAAAAUCGACUUUUCUCUGGAUCAUGUGGCAAAAUGUGUCCGCGAAAUGAAUGCCAUCUCACCGAUGGAAGUUGAUGACCUUGACUAUGAAACUAUAGUUAAUGCAUAUGGCAAGAUCGAUGCGGAUUUCUUUAAUAAAACCCUGCCACAGCACAUGAUGAUAAUACUCUCACAGUGUAUAUACAACAUAUCAUCAGAAGAACUUUCCUUAAAAGACAGCGCACGUAACCUCUUGGGUUCUUUCAUUGAAUUUUUGGCCUCAAUACUUUGCCAAGAAGGUUCAGGUCAGUCUGAUAUUGGCAAAGAAGUUGCAAAAGCUGAUGCAAGCUGGACAAGAGAUGGUAUAUUGUGGAUUGUGAAUAAGUUUCUUCUGCAACACAUUGGAGAUGCAAUAAACAGAGGAAAUUCUAAUGGAAAGGAGGAGAUUCUUUUGAUACGCAAAAUGGUGGUAAAACUUCCAGAUGCUGGAAAUUUGGCUGCAUUCAGACCUUUGUGCUCGGAAGACGAUGAAGUGGAUUUCUUUAAAAACAUUUUCAGUAUUCAGACACACCGUAGAGCAAGGGCAAUCAAACGUUUCGCAAAGGUGAUCAAAGAUGGCAGUCUGCCUGAGGGAGUAGUGAGAAAUUUUUUUGUCUCGGUCUUUUUCAACAUGUUGCUUGGUGGAGAAGAUGGAAAAAAUAAAAACGUCCAAGAUGCAUGCAAAGAAGCCCUUGCAUCUGUAUCUACUCAUAUGAGUUGGAAUUCGUAUUAUGCUCUGUUGAAUAGGUGUUUCCGUGAGAUGAAGAAGCAUACCAAGAAGAGAAAACUUCUGCUGCAGCUUAUUGGCUUGAUUUUAGAUCACUUCCAUUUUUCAAAAGAUGAUUACCCACAGGAGGCUGCAGAGAUUAGAGCUUGCAUUGAAAAAACGUUCCUCAAGGUACAGAAGCUGAUGGAUCCUGACUCUGACAGCAUUCAUGUUGACAGCUACGUGACUGCGGUGAAAGUUCUAAAGCAUCUCCCGACAGAAAUGAUGGACGCACAGCUAGACUCUGUUGUUUCUAAAAUAUCCAGUUAUUUGAAGAGCAAGUUGACGGGCACACGCGAUAAAGCCAGAAUGGCUCUGGCUUCUUGUUUGGAGGAAAUUGGGCUGGAGUACCUGCAAUUUGUUGUAAAAAAUCUACGUGCUAGAUUAACACGAGGAUCUGAGGUGAAUGUGCUGGGAUACACUGUCAAUUUUAUCUUAUCAAAGUGCCUGUCUAAUCCCACGGGUGGGAAGUUGGAUCAUUGUUUGGGAGAUCUCCUUGCUGUUGUGAAAACCGAUAUCCUUAGAGUUGUUGAUGAACAGAAUGAGGGGAGAGUAUUCAAGAUGAAGAAAGAAAAAAAAGCGUGCAAGUCGCUUGAAACUUCAAAACUGAUUGCUGAAAAUGUAACGUUCAGAAGUCAUGCAUUGGAGUUACUUUCUCCGGUCACUGGGCAUCUGCAGAGGCAUCUGACUCCAAAGUUCAAAUCAAGACUGGAGGAGAUGUUAAAGUAUAUUGCAGCUGGUAUUGAAGGCAAUCCAUCUGUUGAUGAAGAGGAUUUUUUUUGCUUUGUUUAUGACCGUGUUUAUGAUGGUAUUAACGACAGUAGUGAUCUUGGACCAUCCAAAAACCAAAGGAAAUCAAGAGAUCUUCAAAAGACUGCUUGUGCUAAAUCAUGUCCACAUCUUCUAACCGUGUUUGCUCUGGACUUGUUGCACAGUAGACUGAAGAAAAUGAAUCUUAACAAUAACAAUAAAGUGCUCUUGUCGAAGCUGGAUCCUUUUGUCAAACUACUUGUUGGGUGCUUGAGCUCUAAGUACGAAGAUGUUGUAUCUUCAUCUGUUAGAUGUUUCACUGCUUUGGUAAAGUUACAACUGCCUUCCCUCAUUUCUGAAGAAGAUAAAGUGAAGACAGCAGUGCUAAACCUUGCUCAGUCUGCAUUGAAAAUGUUGAUUCAGUUUGAUCUGGAAUCAGAUUCAUCUGAGGAUUCAUAUAUUACUUAUCUUUCACUUAUCAAGGCCAUUGUGGGAAGGAAGCUUGCAGUUCCAAAGCUAUAUGAUAUAGCAAAUCAGGUUUCAGCUGUGAUGAUAAAAACUCAGUCGGAACCAAUCCGCAAGAAUUGUAAAGACUUGCUAUUGAAAUUUUUGGUACAUUAUACACUUUCUGAGAAAUGCCUAGAAGGACAUGUUCAGUUUCUGCAGAAAAAUCUGAGCUAUGAACAUCCAGCUGGAAGACAAGCAGUUCUUGACAUGCUUCAAGCGCUAAUAGAGAAAGUGAAAUCCUCAGAACCUAAUCUCGGCAAGCAGUCAGUUCUUGACAGGCAGUCUCAAAACUUGUUUCUUGAGCUGGCUCAUCGUUUGGCAACCGAUGAUGCCAAAGAAGUGCUAUCCAAGAUUGGUGGUGUGAUAAAACUUCUGAUAGGUUGCAUCAGUAAAAAUCAAGUUGAUUCCAGUCUCGAGCUUUGUCUUGUCUGGUAUAAGCAGGAAGACUCACGGGCUAAAGCAGCACAGGUACUUGGAUUGUUCAUUGAAGCCCGGAAGGAAGCAUUUUCAAAGCAUAUCCGCAGUAUAUUAUUGCAGGAGGUUAAAACGAUUUUGGAGUCUGCUGUACAGUUGCAAGAUGCUGUUGAUGAAGGCAGGGUUCCUUCCUGGAGGGAAGCAUACUAUUCAGUGGUUAUGAUAGAGAAGAUGCUCCAGCAGUUUCCUGAUUUAUGUUUUGCAAAAGGUUUAGAGGUUGUUUGGAAAAUGGUGUUUAAGUUGUUGCUUCACCCACAUGAAUGGUUGCGAACUAUAACCUGCCGGCUGCUGAAUUAUUAUUUUAAGGAAUUAGGUGCGAGGAAAAGAGGAAAAUCUCAGAAUUUAGUAGCUGAUUCUCUUCUCGAGAAGCCAAGUAGCCUUUUCAUGGUAGCUGCUUCUCUUUGCUUCCAGCUCAAGGUGCACCGCAGCACAGGCAACAUAAACGAUGAUACCACUGGAGAAGAUAUUGUUACCAAAAAUAUUGUUUUUGCGGUCUCCAGUCUUCAUUCUAUGAUUGGACAAUCAGAGCAUGAGUACUGGUCCAGUCUUGACAAGGAUGAGCAAGUGAAGUUCCUUAAAGCCUUUGUAGUAUUUGAUGCAGGGAAUGUAAGGUCUACUUUCCUGGCUCUUACUUCAGGCAACCUAAGCGAGAAUGGCAAAGAUGAUGUGAGAAAUGUAUUGAUUGGAAGUCUGCUGAAAAGAAUGGGGAAGCUUGCUCUUGAUAUGGGGUCUCUUCAGAUGAGAAUUGUGUUCAACGCCUUCAGAAUUCUGCUUCCGUUGUACAAAGUUUGCCAAGGAUUUACCGGAAAAGUCAUUUCAGUUGAGUUGAAAGAGCUAGCAGAAGGGGUAAGAGACAGUAUAAGAGACAAGAGCAUAGGCAGCCAUAUGUUUGUGCAAGUUUACAGAGAUAUCAUAAACAGUUUGGAAACGAAAAGAAAGAAGAGGAAGCGAGAGGAGAAGCUAAUGGCGGUGAUAAACCCUGAGAGAAACGCAAAGAGGAAACUUAAGCUAGCUGCAAAGAACAAGGCUAACAAAAAAAGAAAGAUUAUGAGCAAUAAAAUGAGCAGAUGGGCACGCUCUUGA